Molecule: messenger RNA, 561 nt
Organism: Adineta ricciae
Lineage: Eukaryota; Metazoa; Rotifera; Eurotatoria; Adinetida; Adinetidae
Source: the annotation of a GenBank genome assembly
AUGACGGCGAAUUUGAUCAUAGCAAUUUGUGGUGCAAUUACUUUCAUUAUUCCAUUAAUCCAACUUUCCAUUGGAUUCAAUCAUGUCGUCAAAGAUGGAACUAGUGCUGAUACUGUAUGUCGUGUAGCACCUGAUCUACCGUUGCUUUUGGCUAUCGGUGGUAUAUUUGCAUUAUUCUUCUUAGGUACAGCAUACGGUUUGUUAAAAAUGAUUUCAUCAGUAAACAAGCAGCAAAGUGAUAUUGCUGGAAAAACACCUAAAAUUCUUAUUGGUAUGAUCAGUUUUAUCUUUGGAGCUAUUACAUUAAUCUUUUUUAUUCUAAUUCAAAUGCGAGUCUACGGAUCUUAUUCCAGUGGUAUUAACUUUGACAAUACAUCAGCAAUGAAUUAUUGUCGAUCACCUGUGAUGCGUGGUGCUCUGGCGAUGAUUGUUCUUACAUACAUAAAUGUGUUGAUUUUUAUCGUUAUAGUCGUAUUUGUUUUGGUUAAAACUCAAAUUAAACGACAAGAGAAGAAGCAGAUCGACAUGGAAAUGUCGGUAACUACAAGCAGAAAUCAUUGA